Myodes glareolus (Bank vole) is the source of this 1515-nucleotide messenger RNA. It is a transcript of the gene Tnni1, whose product is annotated as troponin I1, slow skeletal type. The record is from RefSeq and is a predicted model, not a curated record. Lineage: Eukaryota; Metazoa; Chordata; Mammalia; Rodentia; Cricetidae. Gene Ontology annotation, cellular component: troponin complex. Gene Ontology annotation, biological process: skeletal muscle contraction; cardiac muscle contraction.
UCCCAAAACAAACAAGAAUUUGCUUGCUCAUUUUGAUUAGAAAACACAGCAGUGUUUUUAUAUCUUGGAGAACUCUGUGGGUGACGGUGACUUGUAAGCUAGUUUGAUAUCCACAAAGACAUACUUCCCUUAUUUGGGAAACCUGUAGCAUAUGUCUCUGGCAGGAAAGAACAUCAGAGCAGAGCCGCAUUAUCGCCUGGAGUGCUAAAACAUACGCCCGUUUUAGGCUUUCCGCAAGAGUUGCUUAUCUGUGCCCUCAUUUUAUCUUGGCGGCCCUGUGGACUAAGUACAGCUGUCAGCAUGCUCCCCUGCAGAUGAGGAGGUACCCGCAGGAGGCAUAGCUGCAGAAUCCUGCCAGCAGCGGGAGGACUGGAAGGCAGGGCUUCAACGUAGUUGACUAUAUCACUCUCUGAACUUGACUGGUUCAGUCCCAAAGAUGAGCUUGAAAAGCCCUAAAGCAAGCAGAGGAUUCUGGGUAAUGAUGAAGAACUGCAGCUGGUGCUGUGUUUGCCUGUACCAGAAUUCCAGUUAUAUCGCCUUUACCUUAUCACUGGUCUCUCCUUCUCCUCCUCAGAGGAAAUCCAAGAUCACUGCCUCCCGAAAACUCAUGCUGAAGAGCCUGAUGCUGGCCAAGGCCAAGGAGUGCUGGGAGCAGGAACAUGAGGAGAGAGAGGCUGAGAAGGUGCGGUACCUUGCGGAGCGCAUCCCCACACUGCAGACCAGAGGCCUGUCCCUCAGUGCCCUGCAGGACUUGUGCCGAGAGCUACAUGCCAAGGUGGAGGUGGUGGAUGAGGAGCGAUACGAUAUCGAGGCCAAAUGCCUCCACAACACGAGGGAGAUUAAGGACCUGAAGCUGAAGGUCCUGGACCUCCGUGGGAAGUUCAAACGUCCACCCCUGCGCCGGGUCCGUGUCUCAGCCGACGCCAUGCUCCGAGCCUUACUGGGCUCGAAACACAAGGUAUCCAUGGACCUGCGGGCCAACCUCAAGUCUGUGAAGAAAGACGACACAGAGAAGGAGCGGCCAGUGGAGGUAGGAGACUGGAGGAAGAAUGUGGAGGCCAUGUCUGGCAUGGAAGGCCGCAAGAAGAUGUUUGAUGCUGCCAAGUCCCCGACUUCACAGUAGAGGUUGGCUUGCUGAAUGACUCCGGGGUCAUGCUUUGGGCGCCUUCCUCCAGCCCCACUCACCUAUCUUUCUGCCAAUGCCUGGGGCAUCCCUGCUAUGUCCUUCCUCCCUCCAGCCUACGUGGUCACCUUUGGAGCUAGGAUGAAGUGGCACCCAAAGGAGAAGAGAGACGCAAGUGUCUGAGACCUCAAGUCAUCAGCAUGGGCUUCCAGUAACCCAUGAGGCACACUGGGGUUAUCCAACCACGCCGAGGGGCCAUAGGCUGGAGAGGGAGGCAGAGAGCACGCCUUCCUUACAGUCCCAUCUUGCUACCCCCAUCUCUGUUGCUACCUGCCAUGUCUACAGACAUCACAACUCCUCAUUAAAAAUCCAGGUUCCUGCUGGUUUCCAUA